AUGAGCCAGCAACACCCCUGGGGCGCCCCGAGACAAACCCAAAGCACACGCCUCGCGCCUCUCUCGACUGCCUUUGCCCACGAGCAGCAGCAGCGCAACACCACCACCGCCCACGCCCCCUCGCCCAGCCACGCCCGCCCCAGCCAGUCGCCCGCGUCAUCGGCCUUCCCCUCGCUGCCGCCUGCAUCGUCGCGCCUGGUCCGCAGCCGCAAGUCGUCGGCAGCCUCGUCGACGUCGUCGCCCUUCUCGCCCGCAGGACAGCAGCUCCCCGCCAGCCAGCUGCUGUCCUCCCGUGGGUCCAGGACCAUAGCGCCCCAAGCUGCUUCGCACCUGGCUUCCUCCGCCGCAGCCGCUACUCAGGGCGCCAGUGCACAUUCAACCAGCGGCGGAGGAGCCUCCAAGCUUGUCCGCGCCUCGCCCUCGCUCUCCGCCUCGAGCACCACCGGCUCGCCCAGCACCUCGGUCAACUCGUCUGCCGCCUCCUCGCAGAAUCUCUCGCGCAUCGUCAUCGCCCAGAUCUUCCUCCUGCUGAGUCAAUUCGGCCCUGUGAAGGACGACAAGGACCGCGCCAAGUGGGACACGCAAACCGAGCAGAUCAGGAAGCUGGUUGACACAAACGGCAUGGAGGUCUUCACCAAGUAUUUCCGCCGUGUGCUGCAGAACAAUGCAGCCACCAUCUUUGGCUCGGGCGCACGCAACGCCGACCCCAAUGGCAGCUACCAGAUCCUCCUUGCAGAAGUACACAAGAUACGGAAGGAUCCAGAGCAGGCAGACAAGAUUACAGAGUCGAUCAGCACGAGCGAGGGCGACUUGUUCCGUGAUUUCGAUCUCGCAACCUUUGUCUCCCACUUCAAACUUGAUUCGGUCGCAAAGACUAUGCUGGCGCUCGCCUGCCGAAGGACAGAUUUGCGAUCCAAAGCCGACGCGGUGCUGUCCACUGUGGGCGACGACUUGCUCAUGUCCAUUGCGCAACCAGCCCAGCCAGAGGAUAUGAGCCACGAUUACCUCGCCUCCCUCGUCGAGCGCCUACUACAAGACCCGCCACAGGGAUGGGACGAAGAGAAGAAGAUGAGCCUGGCAUAUGCCGUGCAGAUGCGAUAUCAGCAGACACACCAACAGAUACCGGGCAUCGUCGAAUCGAAGCUGAUACUCGUCGAGCUCACCGACGGAGCGCGGAACCCCCUUGUCAAACUUGUCAAACAGGCAGGCCCGCAAGGCACGGCUACGGUUGAGGCAUGCAAAGAAGUGCUUGCGUCGGCCGAGACACGCGACAUUAGUUAUCAACAGGUUGCGGCAGUUUUGCUGUAUCUUGCACUCUCAACCGGAUACAAUGCCAAGAACUUUGUAGCCGCGCUGCGCGAACACCGAACGGGACAGCGGAUAGACUGGCAAGAUGUGGUGCUCGCUUUCGAUCGAGAUCACCUGCGCAUCGAACGACACCAAUUCCUGGCCAUUUACAACGCAUUGCUCCCCGUAGCCCAAGAGAACGAGAAAUUCGACAUACAGGCACUGUGGGGAGGCCAAUGGCAGCACGACUUGACGCAGCUGUACUUUGUAGUGGCCUUUUUGUCGUCGACACGCCAGGAGCUGGAUGUGACGCAGAUUCCCAGGCUGCGCACGUCAUACUCGAUGAAGACAUUUGAAGGUGCUUCGGAAGACGCAAAGGCCUUUGCCGAGGAAGCAGUCAGGCAUCCAUUCGUUUCGCUCGACGCAACUGCUGCGCUCUUCAACAUGAUUUUUCAGACUUCAGAGACUUACCAUACUGCUCAACUGAUGGGCAUACCCGACUUGGUGAUUAAUCCCCACACAGCGGAGUUCCUCGUGGCAGCAGCGGCAGUCCCAAAACCCUGGGGUGCUUUACAAGAGCAAGCACUCAAGCAGCUGUUUGAUCCCUACUUUCACAAAAAGCUGCCUAUUUACAACUUUGUGCUUUACGGUCUCUGGCAGCAGGAUAUCCAAUGGCUUGUAGAUCGCUUCGUCGAUGCAUACAACGCCGACUCAAUGGCGCUUACUCUGAUACUGGAGCAUGCGGAGACGAACAACUGGCUGGAGCCAUUGAUCCGCAGCAAUACUGAUAUCAGCUUGGACUUGGCUGCACAAGCACAUGCACGUGGGAAGUUUGACGUUGAGCCUUGGCUGCAACAGACGUUCGACCAAGCCGGGCCACUUUUCCGCCGCAUUCUGACCAACUUUCUAAGUGCGCGGGCCGGGGAAGAGAUGCAGCGCCUUCGAGACGACCACCAACCUCUUAACCUACCACUAGCAGUCAAGACAGUUUACCCGCUUCUCUGGUUUCUUGCAGAAUGCGGUCUGCCAGAGCAGGAGCUGCUGCCCUUGCAGCGAAAUUGUAUCCAGGCCUACCCCCGUCUUAUCAACUAUGGCGAGGGCGUAGACGAUGUGAUUGACGCCAAUGGCCAGAACGGCAACGCACUUCCCGAAGACGCCGACAAAAAGAUGCAGGAGCACUUUAAGAACAUGUACAGUGGUGACAGCGAUGUUAGAGACAUCAUCUCCGCCUUGAAGAAGUACAAGGAAUCCCGUGAUCCGGCGGACCAGGAUCUGUUUGCGUGCAUGAUCCAUGGCCUAUUCGACGAGUACAACUGUUUCGGAGAGUACCCGCUCGAAGCAUUGGCGACCACUGCUGUGCUUUUUGGCGGCAUCAUCAACUUCAAUCUCCUGUCCCGAAUCGCCCUCCAGGUCGGGCUAGCCAUGGUUCUGGAGGCCGUUCAGGAAUUCCGGCCUGAGGACAGCAUGUACAAGUUUGGUCUUCAGGCUCUCAUUCACUUUUCGAAUCGACUUUCCGAAUGGCCCAACUACUGCGACCAACUUCUCAUUGUCCCUGGACUUCAAGGCACUGAGAUUUAUGCCAAGGCCGAAGAGGUAGUAGGCCAGCAAGUUGGUGAAGUCAAUGGCGAGGGCCAUAACGGGAUGGGCAUGACAAAUGGCAAUGGCGUUGAUGAGAACCUCCAUCAAGAACCGGCUGUGCCCAAGUUUAGCUGCCUCUAUGUCGACCCGCCACUCCGCUCAGACCUCUACGAGGACCCAGACGAAGAUGUCCAGGACAAGGUGUUGUUCGUACUGAACAAUGUGUCUGAGCGUAACCUGCGCGACAAGAUUAACGAUCUCACCGAGGCUGUUGAGGAGAGACAUCAUCAAUGGUUUGCCAACUACCUCGUAGAGGAGCGCGCGAAGAUGCAGCCCAACUUUCAACAGUUGUAUCUUGACAUGCUUGACUUGUUCAACGACAAGAUGCUAUGGGCCGAGGUGCUCCGUGAGACAUAUUCCAGUGUAGUCCGCAUGCUCAACACCGAUUCAACGCUGGGCUCCACUGAACGCGGCCAUCUCAAAAAUCUAGGCUCGUGGCUUGGAUCUUUGACCAUAGCUCGCGACCAGCCGAUCAAGUUUCGUAACAUUUCAUUCAAAGACUUGCUGCACGAAGGCUACGACACAGACCGCCUCUUGCUCGUCAUUCCCUUCACUUGCAAGGUUCUAGUGCAAGCCGCAAAGUCUACAAUCUUCAAGCCUCCCAACCCAUGGCUGAUGGAAAUGCUGGGCGUGCUCAUGGAAUUGUAUCACUUUGCCGAUCUCAAGCUCAAUCAGAAGUUUGAGAUUGAAGUGCUCUGCAAGGGCUUGGAGCUCGACCACAAGGAUAUUGAGCCAACGAACAGCAUUCGAGGACGGCCACCAGUCGACGAAGAAUUCCUUGGGUCCAUGGUGGCAGACGGCAUGGAACCCUUUGGGGAUCUCUCCAUUAUGAGUCUGAACCGCGGCGCCCGAGGUCCCAACGAGCGCUUCUCCUCUGCGGCAAUGACGGCCGCUCUGCCCGACUUCACCAACCAGCUUCAGUACCCGCCCUCCGGAAACAGUGCAGUUCCUCCAGCGACACUCAAGAAGAUUUUCCUUACUGCAGUCAACCAAGCUAUCCAGGAAAUCAUCGCCCCUGUGGUCGAACGCUCUGUCACCAUUGCCGCCAUCUCGACAUCGCAACUGAUCAACAAAGAUUUUGCCAUGGAGCCCGACGAGGAGAAGCUUCGUAAUGCAGCACACACUGUUGUCAAGGCUCUCUCCGGCUCUCUGGCUCUUGUCACUUGCAAAGAGCCUCUGCGCAUGAGCAUCCAGAAUAACAUUCGCCUCACAGCCAGGGAUCUUCCCGACCAGGGACUUCCGGAGGGACAUAUCAUCAUGUUUGUCAACGAUAACCUUGACUUGGUCUGCAACACCGUGGAGCAGGCUGCGGAAAUGUCGUCUCUUGCUGAAAUUGACAUGCAAAUCGAAGAAGCUGUCCGCAUACGGCGCAUGUUCCGCAGCUCUCGCCCGAAUGAGCCUUUCAAGGAUGCAAACAUCAGCCCCUGGGCCUUCUACAUCCCUGAGCCCUACAGGCAGAUGCCCGGUGGUUUGAACAGGGAGCAGUUGGCCAUCUAUGAGGAUUUUGGCAGACAAUCACGAGGCGCCCCGCACGUCAACAACACUUCUCAGGACAACGGACGCCAGCUUCCAGAUGUCCUCCAGGACCAGUUCGCGGCGGUACCGAAUCUCCCGACACCAGGUGCUGCACCAGCAGAGCCACGACAACCGGCACAGCAGCAGCCUAGGCUACAGAGCCUUCAAGCACCCCAUGCAGCGCUAACCCAGCAACAGCCCAACGGCUACAUGGACACACCUGGGCUUGAGCGAGGUCAACGUGGCGUAGAGGAUCUCCUCCUUGAGCUGACCCGUAUCAUCAAGGAGGCGCCAGAGGAGCGUAUAAGUGACCUUCAGCCUGGCAGCAGCAGCGUCCACCAAGUCUUUGACCAGCUUAUUUCAAGCAUUGAGUACGCCGGGCCCAACAAGGAGACGUGGGCUUUCCGCAUCGCUGGACAAGUCACGAACCACCUCUUUUCUGACUCUUUGAGCCGCUUGGAGGUUGAGGUUAUGGCCCAUCUUCUGAGCCACCUCUGCCAGUUGUCUGUCCAGACAUCACGACAAGUGCUGAUGUGGUUGGCCACCCUCCAUGAUGACGAUCGUAUUUUCAAGGCUACAGUCAUGGUGGCGCUCAUGGAGGUCAACCUAAUGGACAUGCACCGCCUGAAUACGACAAUUGCCAAGGCCAUCCAAGAGCGACGCGUCGCUGCGGUUGAGAUGCUGUCAAGUCUGAUGGAAGAGCUUCUCCUCAACGAACACCCGAGCGCCUUCCGUGCGGACUUUGCCAUGUCCAUCGACGCGCUCACUACUUGGCUGGCAGAAGACCCCAGCUUCGAACUCGGAAAGCGGGUCAUUGCCAAUCUGCAAGCGCCCUCCAGUGACCAGUCGCUCACCCCACCGGCAUCCGGCCACAAGGACCAGCUUGAGUAUGUGUUUGACGAGUGGGUACAUCUUCAAAUGGAAAACAUACCAAAGAAAACGGUUGGUGCUUUCAUCUACCAGCUUCAUCAACAAAAGGUGCUGGAGACGCAGGAGUCCUCGGUUGCUUUCAUUCGCACCUGCAUUGACGCCUCGGUCAUUGCAUACGAACAGGAGCACUCGUCUCCAUAUGGCAGCGGUAACGAAGACAUUGCAACGGUCAAGGUCGAUGCCCUUGGUAGGCUCAUCGUCGAUCUCCUUGUGUACCAAGGUGAGCAAGAGGGUGCGGCCAAGAAGAACAAAGCGAGGUACUUGGACCAGAUGCUCGUUGUCGUAGUGCUCGUCCUCUGCAACCACCACAACACUCGGGAAGAUGGCUUCAACCAGAAAGUGUUCUUCAGGCUAUUCUCUGCGAUUCUGUUCCAUUUGAACGACGCAGUAAAAGAAGAGGCGCUAGCAGACCAGAAGGCCGACAUCUUCCUUGCAGUCGCCAAGGCUCUUUUGAUCGUUCAGCCUUCCAACAUUCAACGCUUUGCCUUCUCGUGGCUUGCGUUGGUUGCGCAUCGCAUCUUUGUACCUGCCAUGCUGGAAGAGGGCCAAGAUGACAAGCGGUGGGACAUUUACGCUCAGCUCGUGGAGACACUCUUGAUCUUCACUGGGAAACUCAUCAAGCCUACCGGAGAAACGAUCAUGACCCAGCAGUUCUACCGCGGCGUUCUGCGGGUGUUGCUGGUUAUUCACCACGACUUCCCAGAGUUCUUGGUCGAGAACCAUUUCAGGUUCUGCAACAGCAUUCCGAUGCACUGCACGCAACUCCGGAACCUGAUCGUGAGCGCAUAUCCCUCCACCAUCCUCGAGAUGCCGGAUCCAUUCACUGCAGGACUAAAGGCAGACCGCCUUGACCAUGAGCUUCAAGCUCCUGUCAUUCGUGCUGAUAUUGCGCAGAUGCUGGCAGACGCAGGCAUCAAGAGUGCCAUUGACGGUCUUCUCAAGAGCUCGGAGCUGAAGAACCAGGACGUCGACAAGGUCUGCCGCGCAGUGUAUUACUCGGAGCCCAAGCCUGCAGGUUUCGAGCUGGUCCCUACAACAGCCAACCCAGCGCUGAUCCACGCCAUCACUCUAUACAUUGGCAUCUCGACUCUGGGCGCAGGGCCAGUUAGUGCACCAAUUUUUGACACCGAGAGCCCAGCGACCAAGGUUAUUGAGAGGCUUGCCAAGGACUUCCACCCGGAAGCUAGAUUCCACUUUAUUAGCGCGAUUGCGAACCAGCUCCGCUUCCCGAACACGCACACUCACUUCUACAGCUAUGCGCUGCUACAUCUCUUUGGGCCUCCGAACGACGACUCGCUAGCGUUGGAGAUCCAGGAGACCAUUACCCGUGUGUUGCUGGAGCGCCUCUUGGUUCACCGCCCACACCCAUGGGGCCUCAUCAUCACAUUGCUGGAAAUUUUGAAGAACCGCACAUAUGCAUUCUGGGAGCUGCCAUUUGUCAAGGCAGCGCCUGAAGUUGAACGGCUUCUCAACGCUCUCUUCACGCACGCUCAACAGAGCCCACGUCCACUAGCUUAGUCGGCUGGCGGCGCCACGUCGACGUUCGCCCCAAGAGUGCAUCUAAGAGGCACCAGCAAUCUUCCGCCACUGUACUUACCCGUGCACUCUGGCCACAGGUAGACUCUUGCCCCUGAUGCAUGGCGGUUCUUCAUUUCCUUCUCCCUAUAAUACAUUUCCUACCUGGUCAUUUGGCAUUUCUCGGCUGCUUACGGGAUCACGACUCGAUUGGGCUGGCCGGCAAACAAGGUUAAUGAUGAUCCCACAGACACGGACAUGGAGAUGAUCAUGGACUGGAAGGACGUUGGGGGUUUUUGCUAUCAAUUUCUGUCUUGGUUCAUGAUACAAAAAAGCACGGAGUUCUUCGGGAUCGAGUUGGGUAUUUCUAUCCGUCACGGAGAUGCUUUACUAGUCAUGUCUUUUGCGCAUUCUUGUAGAAUAGCAUUUGCUCGGCGAAC
Molecule: messenger RNA, 7325 nt
Organism: Exserohilum turcica Et28A
Lineage: Eukaryota; Fungi; Ascomycota; Dothideomycetes; Pleosporales; Pleosporaceae
Exons: 4
Coding region: 1-6888 (2295 amino acids)
Biological process (GO): nuclear-transcribed mRNA catabolic process, deadenylation-dependent decay
Cellular component (GO): P-body; CCR4-NOT core complex
Molecular function (GO): molecular adaptor activity
Source: RefSeq, a predicted model, not a curated record